ACUCCCAAUAAAAUAAUUUUUCUUAUAUUAAUACUCUAUAUAUGUAGAGCAUCAGCAAGAUCAUUUCUUGGGAUAUGCAGCAACGAAACAAAUACAGCAUGGAAUCCAUACAAAGCGGAAGACUUGGAUCUCUCAAAGAACAACGUUAAACCCUUUUUCUUCCGUUAUUUUACUAUUUACGAGUUUACAUCUAGCUGCUUUCACUCAGUUCACAAAAACUACGGAAAGACGAGGAGGCCAAAGCAAAUUGAGAAGUUCAAAAUCGACUCGAGGGGCAUAUUGACGUCGUCUAAAUACACAGCCAGUCGCUGGAAUUAUUGUCUCGGCGAGGCAGACGUGAAGGGGAAACCAAAAACAGUGGCCAUGUAUUGUGAUCCAAGUGAAUUCGUCGUCUCCUUUGACGAAGCCUACACACAAAGCGUGUUGGCUGGAAUCGGAGCAGCCUUUACUCUUUUUACCCUUGUUAUUCACGUCGCGGUCAAAGACCUUCGACAGGGUAUCAAGGGGCUUAGCCUGAUCGCCCACUGCGCUUGUAUGCUGGGUGCCUAUCUUACAAUGGCCUUCCGCCCAUUGGCCUGGGCUGACGAUGGAAAUACCUGCACCAUCUUAGGAGUUUUCACACAUUUCUUCCUACUCUCUGCUUUUUAUUGGCUCAACGUGAGGGCAAUUAUAAUUUACGCAACUUUCAGAUCAUGGAACUCGAUGCUGAGUGGCCUGUCUCUCUCAACAAGCAGUUUUCCGCUGUACGCGUUAUAUGCUCUGGGGGUGCCUGCACUUGUUUCAGGUUUCAUGGCGUGGGUGCAGUUCGCGUCCGAGGACGACCUUCCAUACUGGAUCGUGUGGCCAGAUUUGGACGAAGCUGCCUGCUGGUUUAGAUCGCCUGUGGGUCGUGCAGUUUAUUCUUCGCUGCCUAUGGGAAUUGUUUUGACUUUGAACAUUAUUAUGUUCGUUAUAACUCUGGCUAAAAUAAUUUCAUUUAGAAAAGAAAACGCGAGUAUUCUUAAGACGGAGAACAGCGCGAACACGGCUAAAGAAUCUUUGAAAUUUGAUAUGGAAAGGCUGAAGCUCUUUGCGAAACUCUCCCUUUUGAUGGGUCUCACAUACAUUUCGGAAUUCGUUUCUUGGGUGAAUUAUUUAUUUGCGUACUACUGGUAUGCAUCUAAUAUAGCUAUCGCUUUGAGGGCCGUACUCGUUUUUAUCGUUUUCUGCUGCAAGAGAAAGGUGUGGAUCUCCAUGAAACAGCAGUACCCCGUUGUUAAAACUAUUCACAGCAGAAUCUUAAGAUUCUCUGCCGCAAUGAAGUUGCUGUGUUGCCAAAGACGGCAAUUUGAGUCCUCAAAACUGAAAGAAAAUGAAAGUGCAACGCAGUCAACUGGAGGCAGUGGAGAGAAACCAUCGGAUGAAAAUUUUGAAAUAAUGUAAUCUAAAUAUUUUCGCCUAAUUCAUACUUGAAAAAUUCAAUUAUUUUUUAAUUUAGAUUUUGUUGUACAAUAGGUCCCGCAGGUUGGUGUUUAAAAUGUUCAAAUUUUGUUGUUAAUUUAAUAAAAAAAAAUCUAUCAAAUGGGUGCAAUAUUGAAAAGUUA
Molecule: messenger RNA, 1583 nt
Organism: Cloeon dipterum
Lineage: Eukaryota; Metazoa; Arthropoda; Insecta; Ephemeroptera; Baetidae
Product: G-protein coupled receptor Mth2-like
Exons: 8
Biological process (GO): cell surface receptor signaling pathway; G protein-coupled receptor signaling pathway
Cellular component (GO): membrane
Molecular function (GO): G protein-coupled receptor activity
Source: RefSeq, a predicted model, not a curated record